This is a messenger RNA of Phialemonium atrogriseum, 702 nucleotides long. Its product is annotated as mitochondrial import inner membrane translocase subunit tim23. The transcript is spliced from 2 exons. Gene Ontology annotation, cellular component: mitochondrial inner membrane; TIM23 mitochondrial import inner membrane translocase complex. Gene Ontology annotation, biological process: protein import into mitochondrial matrix. The record is from RefSeq and is a predicted model, not a curated record. The coding region runs from base 1 to 702 and encodes 233 amino acids. Gene Ontology annotation, molecular function: transmembrane protein transporter activity. NCBI's taxonomy places the organism in Eukaryota, Fungi, Ascomycota, Sordariomycetes, Cephalothecales, Cephalothecaceae.
AUGUCUAUCUGGGAUGCAUUGACUGGACGGAAGUCCUCUUCCCAGUCGUCGUCUCCGAGUAGUGCGCCGCAGCCCCCUUCCACUUCAACCGAGCCGUAUCAUUCCACGCAGUUCGACCCGUCUUCAGCGCAAGGCGUGGAUGCGUUCCUCGGCAGCUCAGCGUUUGCCGACCCGACAACUUUACACCCUCUCGCCGGCCUGAAUAAGGAGGCCCUAGACUACAUCACUUUAGAAGACUCGGCACUCUCAAACCUCCCCGGAUCGCAAUCCGUUCUCCCGUCACGAGGCUUCACCGACGACCUCUGUUAUGGCACCGGAGUCACAUACCUCUCGGCGCUGGCUAUGGGAGGGGCCUGGGGAAUGCAGGAGGGCCUGAGGAGAUCAGCUGGCCAGCCGCCAAAGUUGCGGCUCAACUCGGUUCUCAAUGCCGUCACCCGGCGAGGGCCGUUUCUCGGAAACUCGGCAGGCGUCAUCGCUAUUUGCUACAACAGCAUCAACUCGUACAUUGGGUACGUGAGGGGCAAGCAUGAUGCCGCCAACACAAUCGCGGCGGGCGGCUUGAGUGGUAUGCUCUUCAAGUGCACCAGGGGAGUGCGGCCAAUGAUGAUCUCGGGAGCCCUGGUGGCAUCGGUUGCCGGAGUAUGGGCGGUUGGGAGACGAACCUUCUUUCCCAUCCCGGAACCGGCCCAUCACCCAGAAUGA